This is a messenger RNA of Dermacentor silvarum, 2633 nucleotides long. RefSeq names its product putative helicase MOV-10. Bases 107 to 2605 code for a protein of 832 amino acids. The record is from RefSeq and is a predicted model, not a curated record. Gene Ontology annotation, molecular function: 5'-3' RNA helicase activity; RNA binding. NCBI's taxonomy places the organism in Eukaryota, Metazoa, Arthropoda, Arachnida, Ixodida, Ixodidae. The transcript is spliced from 16 exons.
AUUCCUGCGCAACAAAAGCCAUGUGAAGGUGUCGUGUUUGACUGCCAAAAAAUGUGUGCCUGUUAGCUACAUUCGUGCGGAGCUGCACAAGGAAGUUCGCCACACUAUGCGUGUGCAAGUCUCAAGCACCUGUCGAAGUGUUGUGCUACUGCAGAGCUGCAACCUACUUGAGCCAGAUGACACUUUCUCUAUUGUAGGUGCAGACAAAUUAAGUGGCCAAGGAAAUUGUGUCUGCAUCUCCCCAGGCUCCAUGUAUGACAUUGUCCUCUCCUGCACAGUCAGGAGCACUGGUGUGAAGAGGACCGGCAUAGUGUUCAAAUUUUGUGAAGAAUAUGGCUUGCAGAAAAAGCCUUUUGUGAUAGUUCGCUUCUUCGAACUUGCCUGCCGUGAUGACCCUAGCGAGAACAGUGUACUGGAGCCGCAGAUACCGUAUGAAUACAAGCUGCCGGUGCCUAGGCUUCCUGAUGCACAACACAUCAUUCCUGUUCAGUGUAAUGGAAGGAACAGGUUCAGAGAUGAAUACAAAGUUCCUGCACUAUUCGAAAAAUUCCACAAGUAUGGUUUGAAGCCUUGGAACAACAUCACAGAUCAACAGCUGGCACAGCUCAAAGAAACACUGAAACAUCUAGAUGAACCAUUGUCUAAAGAAAGUUAUUAUAAGUAUUUUACAACACUUCUCUACCUUGAAGAAGUUCAAAUGAGUGUUGACAUCCGGACAUAUGACAUGAUUGACGUCUUGGUGCAACAAUGUGGCUCUGGACUGUUUGCCUUAGAGGUACCUGGUGCAACAGAAGGACGCCCCUCAGUUAUUAAAGGAAACAGGUUGUUUAUUCGUUGCUCUUCAAGGAUAACCUUGCUUCAUACUGCUUCAGUGACCGAGUAUGAAGCAAUUGUCCACAAAACAGAUGGCAUGCACAUUACGGUCAGGGUCAGUGAAAAGUUCCAGCUCGUUUACGUCAAAGGAAUGAAGUUUGACAUCCGCUUUACAUUCAAUCGAAUACCGUUAAUGCGGAUGCAUCAGUCUCUUGAUACAUGCAAGAAACGAAGCCUCUGGAGUUUCAUUUUUCCCAGCAGCUCUUUACCAUCAAAACCUGCACUGGAACUGUCUGAUCUGAGGUUUUUCAACAAGAAGGUACAAGAGAAUCGAGAGCAGUCCAAAGCUGUCCGUGAUAUGUUGUUAGGUUUGCAUCGCCCUUAUCCGUACCUUCUGUUCGGUCCUCCUGGUACAGGGAAGACAGUCACUCUAGUAGAAGCAAUUAAACAGAUAUGCACGCUGAUCCCAUCCAGUCGUAUUCUGAUCACUGCUCCCUCAAACAGUGCAAGUGAUUUGUUAGCUGAGCGGCUUUUGGAUCACGUGAUGCCAUCACAAAUGCUUCGAUUGUACUCUUCUUCUGUCCACCCUGAGAAAAUUUCGAAGAAACUAAAGAAGUGCUGCAAUUUUUUGGACGGUGAAAGUGAACGUCAUUACACUGCUUCAGAGUUGAAAAAGUACAGGAUCAUUGUGGUCACUCUGGUCACUUCGUCAAAGUUGGUCUCGGCAGGCUUGCCUGUCAACCAUUUCACCCAUGUGAUUGUGGAUGAGGCUGGCCAUGCUUUGGAGCCCGAGUGUGACAUCCCUCUGAUGGGUCUGCUGGAUGCUUGGAAGCCUGACAAGAGUGGUACAGGGGGACACAUUAUUCUGUCCGGGGACCCUAUGCAACUGGGUCCAGUCAUCCGAAAUCAUCUCUGCUUAUCUUACAACCUGGGUGUGUCCCUACUGGAGCGACUUAUUAAAUUGCCUUCAUACCAGCAGAAUGAUGAGCACAAUGCACACAUGGUCACGAAACUGCUCAGAAACUUUCGAAGCCAUGCAGACAUCUUAAAAGUUCCAAAUGAGAUGUUUUACAAUACUGAACUGAAGGUGUUUGCAGAUGAGAUGAUUACCCAAAGCAUGUUGACAUGGGAAGGACUGCCCACAAAGGGUGUGCCACUUCUUUUUCAUGGUGUUUGUGGAAAAGACAUGAGGGAGUGUAACAACCCCUCAUAUUUCAACCCUGAUGAGGUCAGGAUUGUGGUGGACUAUGUGAUUUCCCUGCUGGAUGGUAAAAAUGGAGUGCGAACCAAGGUUCGCGAGUCUGACAUUGGAAUUGUUUCUCCCUACCGCAAGCAGGUGCUAAAGAUCCGGAGCUUGCUUGAGAAACGAGGGCACAAGGAAGUUAGUGUAGGUUCCACAGAGGAAUUUCAAGGCCAGGAACGUUUGGUGAUCAUCGUAACAACUGUGCGAAGCAACCGUAACCUUGUCCAAGGCGAUGUGCGCCACAACCUUGGAUUUCUGCAAAACCCAAAGAGGUUCAAUGUGGCCAUGACCAGGGCAAAAGGUCUCAUGGUGAUAGUGGGAAACCCCUAUACUCUUAGUGAGGAUCCAUGUUGGAACAGAAUUCUGGAGUUGUGCAUCACCAAGAGAGCAUACAGGGGUGUGCCGUACAAACCAACUAAAUGCCGUGCAGAGGCUUCCAACAAUAUAUCCAAGUCGUCUCUUGAAGAAGUGCCUGAUGAAACUUGUGACAAGAUUGUGAUAUCUCAAAAGACACUGCAAGAAGAACCAAGGUGGAGGCAGGAACUGUGAUGCCAUCUGUGAUAAACAGCUUUUUUUU